UCCCAGGUGGGGGGGGACAGAACACCUGGAGCCCUCUCUGGGGUGGGCGGUCCCCAACACCUGGGUCCCUCCUGUGGGGGGCUGCAGACUUCGGGGGAUCCCCAACCCUGGUGUCCCCCCUUGGGGGGGUGCAGAUUUGGGGGAUCCCAGGGCCUCCCUUGCAGAGGGCAGCCUGGGGGGAGGUUCCUGCACACCUGUGUCCCUUCCCAUGGCAGGGGGGUCUGAAGACCUUGGGACCCCCCCAACACCUGCGUCCCUUCCCGCACACCUGGGUCCCCUCCCAGGAGGGCCGGGACCCCCGGCCUUGGGCCCGGCUAUAACUGGACCGCGGAGGCUUUGCCCGGGAAGUGACCGUGGCGACAGCAAUGGCGUCGGUGCUGCUGGUGACACUGGUGGCCACAGUGGCCAUGCUGGGCUGGGGGGUGGAGGCCCAGUGCCCCACAGCAGCGGACCUGAACCCAGUCAAUGGCACCCGGGUGUGCGCCCAGCUGUAUGCCGACAACAGCCCCUACUAUGACCAGUGCUGCGCUGGGGAGGUGCUGGUGGUGCCGCCAGGCAGUGACAUGCCCUACAUGCCCACUGGGUGGUCCGCCCGCGCCUCCUCCCUCGUGGUGGGCACCAAGUGCGAGCUGACUGUGUGGUCGCGGAAGGCCAAGGAGGGCAAGUCACAGCGCUUCACUGCCGGCGCGGUGCCGCGGCUGCAGGAGGUGCGCCGGGGGCUCUUCGGAAACUGGAACGAUGCCAUCCAAGGGUGUUACUGCACCUGCAAGUGAGCAGUGGCGCGGGGCGGGGCGGCGGCACCAGGGAGCGGGGGCUGAGGCCGGGCAAUGGGAGUGGCCAUGAGGCAGUGUGGGUCAACGUGGGUCAGUGUCGGUCAACGCGGGUCAACGUCGGUCAAUGCGGGUCAACGUCAGUCAACGUGGGUCAAUGUGAGGCAACGCGGGUCAACGGGAGCCAGUGUGGGUCAAGAUGUGCCAGCAUGGGUCACUGCGAGUCAAGGUGGGCCAAGACCCAUCAGCGUGCGUCAGCCUGAGUCAAUGUGGGCCAAGCCAUGCCCAAGUUGGCCAAGAGAUGCCGAUGUGAGCCAAGAUGAGCCGACACGAGCCAAUGUUGGCCAAGACAAGUCAACACGAGUCAACACUGGCCAAGAUCCACCAUCAGGGGCCAACCCAUGCCAAGCCAUUCCAACCUUGGCCGAUGCGAGUCAGUGUGGGCCAAGCCGUGCCAAGGACACGCCCCUGAGGAGACCCCGCGUAUCCCACCGGUCGGCACAGCCACACCCCUCUGCCCCCUCCGUGCAGUCAAUAAAGCCCUGAGGAAGCAGCA
Molecule: messenger RNA, 1326 nt
Organism: Corvus hawaiiensis (hawaiian crow)
Lineage: Eukaryota; Metazoa; Chordata; Aves; Passeriformes; Corvidae
Gene: SYCN
Product: syncollin
Exons: 1
Coding region: 366-773 (135 amino acids)
Biological process (GO): exocytosis
Cellular component (GO): secretory granule membrane
Source: RefSeq, a predicted model, not a curated record